GAGAGUGAGCAGAGGAAGGGUGGGAGUGUAACAGGCACUCCUGUCUGCGGGGAAACAGAGGAGGGUUUUUACUGUAGAGCUGAGCUGCUGGGUUUAUAAGAGGAGGAACAUUUAGAAACAGGCAGAGGUGAAGGAGAAACUGCAGGAGGAGGAUCUGAAGGAGGACUCUGAUCUGCUCUGAGGUGAGUUUCCUCAAAGUUUUGGUCAUUUUGCGUAAACUCAGGAGAUGCAAUUCAGUCAAGUCUAAUUAGAGUUUAAACCUGUGAAGAAAGCCUUUUAUUUCUGUAAAGUCAAAUUUCAGUCACCUGCUGACUUUUCAAACUUUAAAAAACCUGAAUAAUAUUCUUAAUUAGCAGAAAAUCCUCAUUGUUUCAGGUUCUAAGUCUCAUCAGUGUCAUCAGAGUCUCUGGGACAUCUGAGCGAACAUAGCUGGACUGAGGUCAUGGAGCUGUUAUUUCUAUCUACUCACGCACACACACAAACACACACUCUGCGAUGCACGCACACAUCACUGUAUUUGGUCCAACAUCUGUGUUAGCUCAGACUUGGUCUUCAGUUCAGGCUCCAAAAACAGUGACAGAAAAACAGACAGAAAGGAAACAGGACAGAUUCAACAGCAGCACCGUUAAAAUAGAGUCUAAUAAUCAUGUAAAUAUGAGAAAACAGCUUUUGAAGUUAAAUUUUUCUGCGUUUAUGUCUGGAAAAAACUGUCAUGUCUGCAGAGAACAGUGUAGAACUGCAGAGAGAGAACAGCUAAAAAAUAUAACAUACAAAAGAGUAUCCAGAUACUAAGCUUUGAUAUGAAUAAUGAAAAUGAUUUUAGAAUUUAAUUUGUUAGGUUCACCAAGGAUUUUCUACAUGAACAGGAAUAAUAUUAUAAAUUCACAAAGUAAAUAACGGAGAAUAAACUAGAAUUACAAAUUAGAAAUCCAAGAUAUGAUCAGAAUUAUAAAUCGAAAUCACUAGAAUAAACUCUUCAAUUUAGGCGAAAAAACUGUUAACUGUUGUUGAAAAGAGACAAAAACUUCCCAGAUGAAAGUUUUAAAUUUAAGUUGCUAAAAGUCUUUAUGUACAAAAAUAAACUUUAAAUGUAAUUUAGGAAUUAAUUUAUGAUAGUCACUUUUGUAAGAACGUUGCAAAAUGUCUUGAAUUCAAAAUAUUGGGGUGUGCAGAUGGCUGAGCGGGACCAUGGUCCCCACAGUGGUCAUGGGUUCGAGUCCUGCCCUGACCAUGUGCUGCAUGUACUCCCCCUCUCUCUCUGUCUCCCCACAUUUCACCUUGUCCUAUCACUUAUAGGCAGAAGUCACCCUAAAAAAAAUCGAACCAUUAGAAUCAUAAAUACAUGAGAAUGAAGCUGUAAAUUUCAUCUGUCAACUCAAACAUAAAAACAAAUUCAUGAGGAAGUUUAAAUUUAUGUCAAAAUAGAAACAAAUUUUUAGAAAUAAAUAAAAAAGUUUAAGUUUAAAUCUGUACAUUUGUGAGAUUCAUAAUUGGCUGAAAAAGUAAAGACAUAUAAUAAAAGUCACAUCAUCGUUUUAAUAGAUCCACUAUAACUGUCAUUAAGUUUGGGACAAAGUUAUGGUGUAUUAUUUAGAUUUACAGGUUUAUUCUUUAAUGUCUGAUUUGUUUCUUCUAUGUCUAAAUGACCUUCACUCCUGACGUCAGCUCUGUCAGAGCUUUUUGAAAACUGAUGUUAUUUUCAGACAUUUUCCCUCCAUAGAGGUUUUUGUUCUCUCUGUCUGGUCCUAGUCUGAUGUUUGACUAAAGGACUCUCUUUCUCUGCUCUGUAGAUCAAGAUUUUAUGAAGUCUCAGUUUAAACGUCCUCCUGACUUCAGGAGAAAGUUUUAGACCUGAUGAUGAUCACAUGACUCUUAGAUAUGUCACGUCACCUGAUCUCAGCAGGUGUUGGACUGACUCACCAACUUUCUCUGACCUCCUAUCAGCUCUUUAUCUGUUCCCUUUAUCUGUCCCUCUGACAGACAUAUUUGUUUAUGCGUCAAAUAUAUUCAAAUGACCUACAGUAAUAAUUUCCACAGAGAGUGUGAGCACAAAAAAGAUUUUCACCUGACUUUACCUGAAGUUUUUUAUGCAUAACUCACAAUAGACCAGUGGUUCUCAGGUCCAGUCCUCGAGGCCCACUGUCCUGUAUGUUUUGGAUGUUUCCCUGCUCCAACACACCUGAUUCAAAUGAUCAGCUCGUUAUUAAGCCAUUACAGAGCUUGAUAACGAGCUGAUCAUUUGAAUCAGGUGUGUUGGAGCAGGGAAACAUCCAGAACAUGCAGGACAGUGGGCCUCGAGGACUUGAUAUAAGAACCACUGCAAUAGACCAACACAGACUGUGGCUGUUCCUUCAAAAAAGGAUUAAAAUUUAUAUUGAUCUAAAUAUGAGCUCAUCUUCAGAGAGAGAGAGACACGAAGAAGAAGGAGCAGCUGUUAGAGAGCUAGCUUUAGCAUCCCUCUGAGAGAAGAUCAGACUUGAUUAAAAAUUUAUUGAAUUAAAAACAACUUGAUCACUGAUCAACUCAACAUUUAGACCUUACAGCUGUUCUUUCACUAAGUUUACUUUUGAUCAACAGGAAGUAGCUGAUACUACAAAAUAAAAGCACAGUUUGACAGCAAUGUGCUUUGAUGCUCCGCUCUCGUCUUGAAAUUGUUAUUUUUUGGACCAUGAUAACCGUGAGGUGAGACUCUGAUAUUGUAACUGCUGACUGUGAACGCAGCAGGUAAAGUCUGGAAAAUUCAUGGACAGAAAUACUUCAGUUUGACAGACUGUAACCCUGAAGGUGGGGCCUUUAAACCCCGGGGGCCCUGUUCAGGUAUCCUGUAAACAUCACACAUUGGCUGCUAAGACUACACUGAAUUUUUCUGGAAUUUUUCAGAGUGUAUGAUUCCAAAUGUCUUGGAUGAACUUGACCAAUGGAGGCAGAUAGCUGUCCACCUGCAGUCUGGUUCACUUGGAGGUCUCUGCCUGUGAAAAGGAAGUUCUUAUGCUUGAUUCAGGGGUUUGUCAGACCCUGAUCUCCAUGUCAAGUUUCAGUUAAGGCCAGUUAGAUCUAAACUGAUGAACAAGGUAUUGCUCCGAGUCAGGUGUGUUUUAUGCAGAAUCUAAUUCUUAAUGCUUUACCAGUGGAAGUUCAUUUGAUGGUUUUGUGUGGCAGGAACCAAACCCUGAAUGUCCACAUGAAUAAACCCUGUUGUAAACUCAGAGGGAGGAUGGGGAGGAAGUGUCUGCUGUGCAAUAAAGUUUACAACAGAGUUUAUUUGUGUUAUCUGGGGAAACAUAAAAAAAACAAAAAAAACAAAGAGGAAGUCCCAAAAAAAUGGCAGUUCCUCUCCUGUCCACCAGUGGUUGUCUCCUACAGUGAGCAAAGUCCCUAUGGAGCUCCAUAUUAAACUUUACCAGAGGAACAAACUUGUUUACAGGCUGGCACAGACUCAGUUUGGACUCCUCUCUGUCCUUUUUAUUCAUUGAACAUUAUUACAUUUUUUUCAGUCUUGCAGAAAUAAAAAUAUUUAUGACCUGAUAUUUAAAAACCUUCUGAUGUGUUUGUGUCCUCAGAUGGAGAUCUACACGGUGACGGUGGCCACAGGGACGUCAGAUUAUUCUGGCACUAACAACUACAUAUAUGUGACGCUGGUGGGGGAGAAAGGGGAGAGUGAGCGCACCCUGCUGGAUAACCCCGGACUGGACUUCUGUAAAGGAGCUGUGAGUACUGACACUGUUUGAGCUGAGCCAAAAGCCCAAUUCAUUUUUACUGAGAUCAGAACAGAACCAGAACUAACCUAGAUGCUGGGUUUUUAAAUCUUAAUGUGGUCUCUGUUCCACAUUUUCAGAUCUGUAAUCCAAACACUCGGAUCACUAAUCCACUCUGCCCCACUUUGGAAAUCCACAGGCACAAAAUACAAACCUGAUCCACCGACUACAAAUCUGUCCCUACAUAUUACUCCUCUGUAAACCCAGGUUUUGGUUCACAAUCAGACCCCGAGCUGUUUGUUCCACUUUAAACCAGCCCUGGUCUGAUACCUCAGGCAGUCUGGUUCAUUUAGAUCUCAAACUCUGGUUCAGACCAAACAGGUAAACUCUGGUGUUUGGUCUGUGGUGAGAAUCAGGCUGACAAACUCAUAAAACCAAAGACAGGAAGUGGCAUAACCAGCAGCGCAUCCUGGGUCAACAUGAUGAUGGUUCUUCUUCCUCUUUGCAGACUCAUUGGUCUUGCAUAAAGAUCAACAUCCCAACAGCUCCCUGCCUGGCCCCCCGCUCAAAUUGGACCCUGCUCCUCAUACACUGUUAUUAUAUGAACCCUACAAAAAAAGAAGAAAUCUAGUACUCUGUUUUCUCCUCUGACCCAUAAACCCAGUGUGAUCCUCUGCCUCAUCAGUGCUGGUCUGGGAUGAGAUCUCCAUGAAGCUGGUUUGGUUAGUUUGACUGAGAGCACAGUUCAAAUCAAACCAAACCACAUUUCUGUUCACCCUCAUGUCAAACUGAGUCCUGACUUGUCAUGUGAACAAAAAAAAAUCCUUAAACGUACCACACAGGUGACAAAUGGUGCACACAACCUGCUGUGUGGGCCUGAUGGUCCCACUCAGCCCAGGAAUGAGGAAAUGACAUUCUGAGCUGGCCUCAUACCGGAGUACAAACAAAGAGAAAACCAGAGGACAAAGUCUGCAGAGAGAAAGAUCAGAGAUUAAAGAUCUGAACCGCUGCAGAUUCAAACACACUCUUUAUACAGAGCCUUUAUACAGUAUUUAUGCAGACCGAGUGAGCAACAUGUUAUUUAAUGAUGCGCUUAAAGCAAGAGGUUGCUGAAGUCUGGUCUCUCUGUAUUAAAUGUAAGUUUUGCUCGAUAUAUUUUUUUUUAAUUUUAAUGUUUUUUUGUUGGCUGCUGAUGGAUACUUCUGCUGGGCGAAGAGUUUAAUCAAGAAGAGAAAGCAAAUCUAGACAACGACAUCCAAUCCCAGAGGACAUCAGGAGGUGUUAUCUUGGUUGCCGUGCUGGUGCAAAGGUAAAGGCAAAGCUGAAUGCUAGGAGGUGGAGACAUAAACCCUUUCUUCCAUCAAUCAUCAUGGGAAACGUCAAUCCAACAAAAGCGAUGAGCUGGAGAUAUUGGGGAAGACUGAGAAAGCAGACUGUGAGUGGUUGAAUCAAACCUGGUUGAAUCAAAACAACUCGAAAUCCAGUGUGGAUCUACCUGGUUUCACUCUCAUAAGGUCAGACAGAGAUGCUCAAGCUAGUGGCAAGAAGAAGGGAGGAGAUCUGGCUUUAUUCAUUAACCAGAAAUGGUGUAACUCUUUACGCAUAACUCUCAAGGAGAAGUUGUGUUUUCAAGAUGUUGAACUGUUGGCAGUAACUCUUGGGCCAUAUUUUGUUCCAAGGGAGUUCAGUCAUAUCAUAAAAAUAUUUGUUUACAUCCCACCCAAAUCAACUGCAGAAAUUCCAAGUAACCUUUUGCACAAUAGUGUUGCUAGGCUACAGACUCAACACCCCGAGGCACUAAUAAUAAUAUCGGGAGACUUCAACUAUGUCACCCUCUCUUCUCACCUGACUGGAUUCACACAGUUUGUGAACUGUCCUACCAGAGAAAACAAAACCCUGGAUCUGCUGUAUGCCAAUGUCAAAGAAGCCUACAGAGCCACUGCCUUACCACCACUGAUGGACACCUCAAGCCAGUGAAGCUCUAAGGGACUGUUAUAAAGCAACAGACUGGAAUGUGCUGCUGGAAACAGGUGUGGAUAGUAUGAACUUUACUGAAUAUGUCAACUUCUGUAGAAACACAGUUAUACCCACAAAAACUGUUUGCUGUUUCCCCAACAACAAACCCCGGAUCACAAGAGACAUAUAAGCAAUCCUCAACCAGAAAAAGACAAAAGUGCAACAAGAGUUGAAGAGGAGACUAAAGAUGGCAAAGCUUAAAUACAAAAAGAAGAUAGAGAAGAAUCUACAACACAGCAACAUUCAUGAAGUGUGGAGAGGAAUCAGUACCAUCUCUGGACACAGCAAUAAAAUGAAAAGACAGCCAGUGGUGGGUGAUGUAGAAAGAGCAGAUGAACUCAGCCUGUUCUUCAACAGAUUUGACACUGCUGACGUACUGACUUCCACUGCUACUCCACCUUCCUCUCUGCAACAAAUCUCCAAUACAACCUUUCCCUUUCCUCCUUCAUCUCGUUAAAAUGUCCUAAUUGCUUCAACUACCUCCCUCCUAGAACAUCAGCCAGUAUCAAACACAAAACUGCAAGGCGUCUGAACAAACUGAUUAAAAAGGCUGGCUCUUUGGUUGGUAUAAGUUGGACUCAGUGAAGGAUGUGGUGGAGAAAUGUACACUAAGGAAGGUGGAGCCUAUUCUAAAGAAGAUGGAUCACCCACUUCACAACACCUUGAUGGACCAAAGGGCCAAUGGUGGUGGACGGCUCCUCUCUCUUUGUUGCAGCCAUCAGACUUCAUAAUUCUUCUUCUUCUUCUUCUUCUUCUUCUUCUUCUCCUUCUCCUUCUCCUUCUCAGCCACACUCAUGAACAGUGGGCUGUCAUGUCUUUGCUCAGUCCAGAUGUAAGAAGGACUGUGAUUGGUUCUCUGUGACCGUUAGCUUUUCUGUAGGCUUUAUUAAGUCCUCCUUAUCAGGCAGCCAAACCAGCCCAGCCCUGUCCUCUGAGCAGAUCCAGCUCCUACCUGAUACCUGAGCUCCCCACCCCCCUCACCUGAGCCCAGAUUUAUGCAGAAAACACACAUUCCUAUCUCUGUUAUCUGGGCUUCUUUCUGUGUUUUUGCCCACAGGCUGUGACCAUAGGUGAGAGCUGGAAUGUUAACAGGUAGAUGAUAUCUGGAGGUGAGAGGAAAUGUUAGAGCUGCAGAUAGAUUGAUGUGGCGUCAGCAGGACUGAAGAGGCCCCCCUCCUCCAGGUUACCUGAAGCCUCCUCACUUGAAGGAGUCUCUCACAGCUCCUUACCUCCUUAACUCACCUCUCUCUCUCAAUCUCUCUGUCUCGCCAUCAGGUGGACCAGUACAAAGUGAGCAGCCCUGCACCUCUGGGCCCCCUGUCACUGGUCAGACUGGAGAAACAGAGGUACUGGGUGGAGGAUAACUGGUUCUGUCGCUAUGUCAAAGUGGAGCCACCAGGAGGAGACAAAACGCUGACCUUCCCGUGUUACCGCUGGUUAAUAGGAGACGUAAAGCUGGAGAUCAGAGAGGGAACAGGUAGGACUGGCUCCUCCAGGUGGGCUGUACAGGUAGACAUCAGGGCAGCAGCUCUGGUGUGUUAGGAAGGAUGACCUCCAGACUCUGACUCAGUUUGAGUCAUUAAGGUUUAAACCAAGUUAGUCAAAAGAUUAUCUUCAGGGUUACCAUCCUCUGUUCUGACCCGUCAGCUGAUCUGAUUGAAAGUGAAGGUUCUGGAUCACUUUGAUAUAGAAUAACAGGAUUAGGGCCUGUUUCCACUAACAGAGUUUUGUGUUGGUAGCCCUUAUUUUCUGUCGAGGUGGAUGUUUGUCCCUGUAAUGAACAGUUUGCUAUCUGACACCUGUCCAGGAAGUCUGUGUCUUCUUCUGUAACUUUGUUUGUUCACAGUCAGCAGACUAUUAAUACAGGUCUGUGGUUAAUCUCAUUUUCAUACUGAUGCUGUCACUGUGACAGCGGUGUAAAGAUGUUUUUUCUCGAUAGCAUAUGGAUGUAAAUGAGUGGUGAAGAGGUCUUUAUCUACAGACGGAUCAGGUUUAUUGUCACAUCAGGUGUAAACAGAGCUUUGUCUUAACACGUCCUUGUGUUCUGCAGCAAAAACUCUGAAAGACGAUGUCUCACCUCUGCAGCUGGCUCACAGGAAGGCCGAGCUUGAAGAGAGGAAGUCGACCUACAGGUCAAACACACUAACACACUAACACACUAACACACACAGACACUUUGUGGUUUACACGAGUCUGUGUUUGUGUGUUAGUAAUUGUGUCUCACUGUGUCUCUGUUGUUCAGGUGGGUGACCUGGGCUCCAGGGAUCCCCAGGUGCAUUGAUGCUAAAACAGAAGCAGAUUUACCCCAAGACGUCCGCUUUGACAAUGAGAAGAGGAGCGACUUUGAAUACUCCUUACACUACGCGUACGAGCUACACACUAACACAGAUAAACACACAAACACUAUCACAAAGAUUUGAUUACUUCUUUGGAUUUGAGGUUGUCAAAUGCUCCUCACAAUAUCUCAAAAACCUGACCCCUGUGUGCCUUCAGUCUGAUGGAGCUGUCUCUUAAGAAGCUGGCCAUCAGGUUUGGAAAGUCCUGGAAUGACCUUGAGGAUUUCAGGAGGAUCUUCUGGAAGCUGAGGAGUCCCAUAGCUGGUAGGAAACUACAGACUUCUCACUCCUUGGAAACCUUGCUGAGGAAAAUGUUCCAGAGAAAGGCUGCUGAGUCCUAACUUUAUUUUGUCCUGGUCCUCCUGGAUAAAUUCAUGUCAUUAUGAUGGUUUAAUAUCUAUCUGGGUUGAACACUGACUCUGCUGUGUAAACAUCUGUGGUUGUUUCAGAGUACUGCAUGGAGCACUGGAAAGAGGACUGGUUCUUUGGGUACCAGUGUAUGAAUGGCUGUAACCCCAGGAUGAUCUACAGGUGUCAAAAACUUCCAGAGAACUUCCCCGUCACAGCAGACAUGGUUCAGAGCUCCAUGGCUCCACGGACACACCUGGACAGAGAACUGAAGGUGAGAAGGUCUUUUUAAAGAUCUGCACAUGUUAGAUUAUAUUAAACUUUCUCUGCUGUCCUCUCAGGCAGGUAACAUCUACCUGUUGGAUUACGCCGUCACAGACGGGAUUCCCACCAACACCAUCAGAGGUAGACCUCAGUUCAUUGCCGCUCCCCUCUGCCUCCUGUACCAGCACCCAGACCAGGGACUCAUACCCAUCGCUAUACAGGUGACUCAGUUACACUAUCACACCUAUAUCUACACCUGUUCACUCCCACAGAGACGUCUUUGGUACUAAAUAAACUGUAUUUGACUGGUAGAGUCUAAGAGUUGAAAGAAAUUCUGUGAUUUUAGACAUCAUUUUAAAUGUUUUAGUCAACUCAAAAUUCAACAGAAAUCAGGAGAGGUUAAUUUAAAAAUGUAUAGAAACACUUAAAUUACACAUUUGUAAAACAAAAAUUAUUAAGUGUCAAAAUAUUGUGGAUAACUGCACAAAUAUUGUGAACAUGUCAGUCUAGAAAGUAUAUCUGAGGAUUAAAUGUAAAUUAAAAGAAUGAUAAACAUAACAUAAGUUUUUUAAAAAUCUUAAAUCAGGAGAAAAUUUAAAAUAUAUCUUAAGCGUUAAUAAUAAUAAUAAUAAUAAUAAUAAUAAUAAUAAUAAUUAUUAUUAUUAUUAUUAUUGUUGUUGUUGUUGUUGUUGUUGUUAUUAUUAUUACCAUAACAACAUCAACAACAGUAGUAAUAUAAAUAAUAUUAAUAAUAGCAACUUCAGUAAUAAUAAUUCUAAUAAUAAUUCCAAUAAUAAUAAUAAUAAUUAUUAUGAUAAUUAUAAUAAUAAUAACAACAACAAUCACAACAACAAAAUAACUACAAUAACAACAAUAAAAAUAAAAAAUAAGAACAGUCAUAACAACAACAACAACAAUAAUAAUUACAAUAACAUUAAUGAUAAUAAUGAUGAUAAUAAUAAUGAAAAUAAUAAUAAUAAUAAUAAUAAUAAUAAUAAUAAUAAUAAUAAUAAUAAUAAUAAUAGUAAUUAUAACUUUAUUUAUAUUUCUAAAACUUAAGCUAAAGGUGGUUUCACGUGUGUUUUUAUGUGUAUACAGUGUAAUAGUCAGUCUGGUGGUUUUAUAGCAGGUCGUUAAUAGUGCCCCCUCCUCUUGCUUAGCUGGAGCAGACCCCUGGUUUGGACACGCCCAUUUUUCUGCCCAAGGACCCGCCCCUCUCCUGGCUGCUGGCUAAGAUGUGGGUGCGCCACUCAGAGUUCCAGGUGUUCCAGCUGCUGUCUCACUUAUUGAGGACUCACCUGGUCAUUGAGGUGUUUUGUGUGGCCACUCUGAGGCAGCUGCCUGCUGUUCACCCUAUAUUCAAGGUGAGUUAACGCCAACAGAGAGCAACAGCAGUACCCUGAAUGUCCACUAGAGGCUGCAGUGAGUCAGUCCCCAUCCAGCCUCAUAAUAAAGUGUUUAGAUUGACAGACAACAGAAACUUCAGUUCUUUAAAUGACCUCUGAGCAUGACCUUGAAACUGUUUUCAUGAACAUGAUGUUUAAACUCUACAGCAGAGAAAUCCUAAAUACCCGGGUCAGUGAAGGUAUCACCACAUCCAACAGACACUCGAAUGCAGCAUCAUCACCGACGUUCCUUCAACCCUUUUUUUCUGUCCUUCUGUUUCAGCUGCUGGCUCCUCAUCUGCGCUACACCUUAGAGAUAAACUGUAGGGGGCGCACUCAGCUCAUCUCUGCCAACGGCAUCUUCAAACGGGUCAGUUCCACACACCACUGUAACUCUGCUUCCUCUCACUGUGUGCACUCUAUGACACUCUGUGUAUGUGUCAUCUCAGGUGGUGUCCACAGGUGGGGACGGUCUGGUGGUUCUGGCUCAGAGGGAGUAUAAGGUUCUGACGUAUCGCUCGCUGCAGCCUCAGUACGACUUUAUAGACAGAGGAGUCACACAGCUGGACAAAUAUCACUACAGAGAACACACAAUGCUGCUGUGGGACGCCAUCCACAGGUACACACACACCAAAGAUUUUACCACAGUGUCAACAGGCAGAGGGACACUGAGGUUUUCAUUCUGUCCUGUCUCUGUCUGUCUGUGGUCCACAGGUUCGUCUCUAGUGUGGUCCACCUGUUCUACCUGUUAGAUAAGGAUGUUCAGGAGGACCUGGAGCUUCAAGCCUGGAUCAGAGACGUCACACAGGAGGGAUUCGCAGCACUCCCAAAAUUUGGUCAGUUCUCAAUCAUCCUCAGAGGUAGUAGUUCACAGGUAUAGGUGUGAAGCUCAGGUGUAGAUCUGUUAGGGAAGUGUGUCCUUCAAGACGCUCCACUGAUCCAAACCAUCUCAGCGUUCAUAUUUCAUCAUAUGAUCUCCUCAGGAGGAAAAGUUCAGAUUUAUAACACUCUGCAGAAGCUCGUGGGGUAAAAGGCUGAAUAUUCUACUCUGUUCUCUGACACGUAAACAAUCAGCCGGUCAGCCAUGUUGAAUAUACCGGUGAAUAAGAUGCCGCAACAACACGCAUUCUGAUUGGUCAGAAGUGGACACACAGUAUGCGAAACUUAAGAAAAGUUGACCGUGAUCCGAAAACAAAACAAAACGCAAUAUCGCAGGAUGGGAAAACUUCGCUGAUGUGAACGCUUGUAUUGACAGGAUAUAGCUUCGAGAAAAAAUAUUGACAUCCGAAAUAAUCGCGCAAAAAAAACGGUCCCAGUGUGAAAGGACCUUAAGUCAGUUUUUAAGAUUUAUUCUUAAAUUUAAAAAAAAAAAAAGUAUCUCUGAACAUAAAAAUCGAUUUUAAAAUUGUAAAACAAAAAUCGCGAUACUUAUGUGAAUUGGUUUUUCCUCCCACCCCUAGAAUAUUUACUCUGCAGGUUUAUACCAGACUGACUCAUGAACUCUGAUUCCUCCAUGCUCAGAUGCUGCUGUGAGAGGGGCAGAAGAAAAAUUAAGACCAGGAAACAGAAAACAAUAAGAAUAACUUUAACUUUAUUUAUUUCUGAAGGGACAUUCAAUAAAAUAAAGCAAUGAGUCUUGUAAAAACACUAUCUGCUCAGUUUAAAUCCGAUGUUUACAGAAAGUAGUUCCAGGUUCUUGUUUCUCAUCGUGUGUCCUCAGCUCUUCUUUCAGCUCUUUGUAGACCUUGGUUAACCCAGGAGACUCUCCUCUUUAGAGGGGAAGCUGUGUCGUCCAUGACUUCCAAAAAGAGUGUUUGUGUUUCUGGAUCCUGUUUCUGUCUGGUUUCCUCUUUUAUGGUUCAGUCUAAACAUCAUUUGUGGAUGCAGUGAUGACUUUGUUCAUAGACAAAGGUUUUUAAAGUGAUUCUGAGUUCAUGCAGUGAUUUCCACUCCAGAGUCCUGUCGGUUUUUAAUGCAGUGCUGCUUGAGGGUCUGAAAAACAGGACCAUCCACUCUUGGUUUUGGUCCUUGUGCCUUUUCUGUAGACUCUUUGAUAGUGGAUCUGUGUUUGUAACGGCUUUUGUUGGGUUCAGGUCUGAGCAGUAAACUGAGCACCCGGGACGAGCUCUGCACGCUGCUGUCAGUCAUCAUCUUCACCAGCACGGCUCAACACGCCGCUACCAACAACGGGCAGGUGAGCACACACACCUUCACAUACCUGCUUCAAACACAGUGCUUUAUUUCCCACCUAUGACCUGAGCCUUUAUUUUGACAGUCUGGCUGAGAGGGAGACUUUUAUUUUGAAGAGAAUCUGAAACAGGUGAAGGUGUUUGUUGUUGUUCCUAAAGUUUGACUGGUGCGCCUGGGUCCCCAACACCCCCUGCACCAUGAGACAUCCCCCACCAACAGACAAGGAUGCUGUUACCAUGGAGAUGGUCAUGGACACCCUCCCUGACGUGAGCCAGUCCUGCGUGCAAAUGGCGAUCACCUGGCACCUGGGCCGAGCCCAGCCAGAUGCUGUGAGUCUGCGGUCUGUCUGAUCCCCAUCUAACACAUCGUUUCCUGAUGUCUCCUCACUUUCCUGUCCCCUUCCUCUUCCUCCCGCAGAUCCCUCUGGGUCAGUACACUGAGGAGUACUUCACUGAGGGGCGGGUUCAGGAUUUGAUUGACAGGUUCAGGGCAGAGCUGAAGGAGAUCGAGGAGCACAUCCUGAGUGAGAACGAGGGGGAGGAGCUAAAGUAUCUGUACCUGCUGCCUAGCAACAUCGAGAACAGCAUCACCAUAUGAACACACACACACACACACUCAUUUCAAAUCUAAAUCAGAUUAUAAUCUCGAUGAAGCAAACUGAACUUUUCUGUGUAACUCUGAUUUAUUUGCAUUCCUUUGACUUUGAGCUGUUUUGACCGUAGAUGUUUCCUUCAGGAUCAGCUGGAGCUAUAUGUCAUUCAGAGUGUGUGUGUGUGUGUUUGUGUGAUUCAGAGUGAGUGUGCAAACAUAUUCAGUCAGUGCUGAUAAAAACAUACUGCAGAGUCUUGAAUAAACAGAUUAACUGGGUUAUAAUCCAUCUUUUAACGAUGAUAGAUUCAAUAGAGUGAUGGAUUAAAUCUGAGAUAAUUUAGUGAAGUUCUUUCUUUCCUUUCGAGCUCAUAUUCAGGACUUUUUUAUGUAUCAACAUUGAGUGAGGUGAAAACCGAGUCAGGUGAGUUUGAGGUUGAUGAGUAAACUGUAAAUAAAUGUAUUUUUUGUUUCUUAAACUUCAGUUUUUGUUAAUAAAUAAUCCAAAACAGUU
This is a messenger RNA of Xyrichtys novacula (pearly razorfish), 13336 nucleotides long. NCBI's taxonomy places the organism in Eukaryota, Metazoa, Chordata, Actinopteri, Labriformes, Labridae. The record is from the annotation of a GenBank genome assembly.